Messenger RNA from Xyrichtys novacula (pearly razorfish), 41930 nucleotides. The record is from the annotation of a GenBank genome assembly. Lineage: Eukaryota; Metazoa; Chordata; Actinopteri; Labriformes; Labridae.
AGUACUUUAAAGGCAUGCUGUGGGUGUCUUUACACUGCUGCAAGAUGUCGCUCAUCCUGACUGAGUAGAAGCUGAAACCCAAAUGCGCAUCGCCUCCCGAGGUGUCUUUUUCAAAUCCAGCAGCUGCUCUUCAUGAAGGUAACAUUUUAGCUCUAAAUAACAAGCAACCGGAGGUGCACUCUGAAAACAACUCAAACGAGAGAUGCCCAAAUGUUUGAGACGGCCAAGACUCUGCAGUAAAUAAAACUGAUGUCAAAGACUGGUUCUCGUUUCGCUGGGUAACCGAGUAGGUACACCUAACCUGGCCUGACUAGCUGUCACGCUGAAGAGGCAACAAACAGAUGUGCUGAAAUGUCAACAUCUGUCUCCAGGUCUGCUCGAGCUGAAGGAGGAGAAGGAUUUUCGGGGCUCUCUCUGUGAAGAAUAAAGGAAUAAAAUGCUGCGCAUCACUGCUUCUAGUCCAGGUUACUUGAAUCUUAAACGCACCUGAGCCGGGAAUUUAUCCUCGACCUUUUUUGGGGGGGAGGUGUUGAGGCUUUUCUACUGCUCUCUGCAACGCAACGAGGAGGAUGGUCUUUGCCCUACAUGUGAUUGUCAUGUCUUCGGCGUUUUUCAAUCCCAGUUUUGCCUUCAGCUCCCACUUUGACACAGGUAAGGGUCACACUAAAGGAUGGCUUGGAUGAGAUCAUUUACUCAUUUUCUGGAGGUUUCUCAAACACUGACACUGUGUACUGGUGCUAUUUUAGUGACACAUCAUUUCCCCAGUCAUUACACUAUCACCAUAGUCAGUGUCACAUUCAGAAGAGGCUGGUAUGGAUUUUGUACAUUAAGUCCUGGAACAGAUUCUGCAUGUGACCGACCACACUGUUUACAGAGGUGACCCGCUGAUGGAGGUGUGUGGGUAUACCGCCCGAAGGUGCCAAUUCGGAUGCAGCGUUUAAUCAUCUCUAUUACAGGAACCCCUUUGGCGAAGGAAGGAGAACCCAGGUGCUGCUGCAGUGCUACGGGACCACCGAGCAGGAAGUGAUGGCCGUGCUGCUGUGUGAGGGCUUGAAGUAGAGCAGAAUAAAUAACUGUGUGCAAGUGUAAACAGGACUGAGAGAGAGAGUCCCCUGCACUGGGCGCAGUGUGCUGAGCAUACAAAUGCCGGUGAGCCCUGUGGCUCUCAAGUUUCAGGCGCUAUCUGUCCUUCCAAAACCGCACACUCUUGCUGUUUUUUUUUUUACCCUUCAUGUCUGUUUGUUCCACCCUCUUUUACCUUCAUAUACCCUCUUAUUCCUCUCAUUUCCUCUCCAUCAUUCGCUAAAAGGGUCCUCCAUUUAAAGCUGGAUGGGUUAUUUGUAAGAUGCACGCCAUCCCUGCGAAUUUUUGAAGUUUCUAUACCUCCAGUUGUGACAAAAUUGUGCAGCACUGGUGGAUGCAAAACACAUUCAUCCAUAAUAUAAGCCUUGACAGAUUUGCUCUACUACUCUGGCCUAAGAUUUACGGCAAAGAGGAGUCAGUUAGAGACAUAGAUAUUGGGAAAACCAUGACAAAAGCAGUUUUCUGCACAGUAUUUGUUGGGGGAUGCUGAGCUGGCUAGACCUAGUUUUGUGCAGUGAAAUAUGAAACACAAAACUAUCAGAAGAGUGUAAUCUUUUAAUUUGAAACCAGUUCAAUGCUUCUUAGCUGAAUAAGGGGAAAACGCCUGCUGACUGUGGCUCAUCUUUGUCUUAGUGUUUUUCUUCCUGGAGGAAAUUUAAAUCGAGUGUGUUUGUGGAGCUCGUAGCAAGACUGAAUAAUGGGGCCUAUUUUGCUAGCCCCCUUUCUACAUUUUUCAUCGAUUUCCACGCAGCACCUGAAUGGCAGACCUGUUAUUUCCUUGUAAUUGCAAGUGGGGAUCAAUGUUGUCUUGGUGAUGAAGGUGGGUGUGUGAGGAGGAACCAAUCAUUUUCAUGGCGGAUGGGAAGGACAGAGAGAUGCUAGAGCCCCUUAAAGGGGGAGGGACUCAGAGCAUUUGUGUAGGUGAAUAUGCUGCAUUUAUAAAACACAAAUAUUUACACUCAGCGACUGAACGAUAGCGCGCCUCAAGCUCUUUAUAAGACAGUAUAGUGUGCUCCAAUUCUGCACACACCAGACAGAGGUAAAUGGCUAUUGGGCUUGGUCACUUGUCACAUUGCAUGAUUAUAUAAGACGUCAACAGGGACCAACACACGGUAGAAGAAUUUCUGAUCUCCUGGCUAAAUCAGCCCACACAUGGGGCUUCGUUUGUGUGCAUCCAGGGAAGAAUCAACCUAAUAUGUGUGCCCUUCUGCGCAUGGGACGACUGCAGCUCAUACCUGGUUUACUACGACUGCUUCAGCACCAUGGAGAGCUCUCCCAUCAGGAGAGGGUGCAGAUACUGUUUGUGUGUUUGUGUUUGUGUUUGUGAUGGAUAAAAACCCUAACUGCACCCAGAAUUAAUAUGCAUCAUUUGACAGUCAGGGCACACAGAAAACAGGCCGACCUGGAGGGCGACACUGAUACACCAACAAGCUGACAAUGCAGCACCAUGGCGGGACUGUCUUUUAAGCAGUGUCCUCUAAUUCCUGGAGAUGGCGGUAGCAGCUAGUGUGCAUGUCAUGGGCCACAUCUACAUGCAACACACACUCACACACACACACACACUUUGGCAUGAUGCAUAAUGCACGUUCUGCAUGCAGGAAAGCAUACACGUGCCUUCUCUUACACAUGUGCGCACCGCUGCAUGCUGUAAUCACAGUGCUGCUGAUACCACAGAGAGGGAGAGACGUUAGCAGAGAUGUCUUGACUUGCACUCAAAGCUCCUCCCACUGACUCGGUCAGUGCAAACCAGCCACCACUGACUCUUUGAUUAUUUAUCUCUCCAUGUGUAACACUGAGCACUUUAGUUACAUAACUCUGCCUCAAGGGGAACUAGAAUAAGAAUGAAGUGGACUCAAGCAGCUAAGGGGAGCCAUCUAUGUCUCCUCUAUGUGCACUCAGUGUGAUGAUGGGGGGAUGUGGGUUUUUCUCAGUGUCUCUUGCUUUGAAGGCUUAUGUGUGCGGAAUUAAAAUUGAGGACUAAGUUUUCCCCCUAUGUGGUAAUCAACUUGUUAGAAAGUAUAAUUUCUUUUCAUGGGAUUUUAAUGGUAGAGCACCCUCUGAGAGACACCUGGCAUGAUGGUUGAUGGAAAUAGAGAAGUACGCUGAGUUAUAAAGCAAAGUCGAGGUUAUGUGAGCUGAAUUUAGAGGCUUUUCAUAAGGAAAAUAAAAAAAAUUCAACAAUAUUAGCUGACACCAAACUGCUAAAAUUACUGCUGUUAUUUUCUUUACAUCAUGUGGGAACUCUUGGGUUAUUCCUAAUAAUCUCCAAACCCAUCAUCUAUCAUCAUGUGAUUAGAAUAGAUUGGCCUUUAAGAGCAGAUACCAACUUCUUGGUGAUACUGUCUGCACCGUAAAAACACUGUUAUUUCAUAUGUCUUUGAGUAGUGCCUUUCUAUGUGUUGGUGAAUCUCAGUUCAACUGUAGAUAGAAAAUAAUUUACACAGAGGCUUCACUCUUAACUUUCUUAAGUUAUACGACACCAAGACUUCAGAGUCAUGCAUUUGCAUGUUCUGGUACUUCAUGUAAGCAGGAAUAACAGCAUCAACAUACAGAGACUAAUCUAUAAUACUUGUUUUCUUGAUGGAAAUUGGGCUGAUUAUUUCGGAUGUUUUUCAGGGCAAUAAAUAUACAAGACUUUGUGACAAUAUCAAGCAGAUUUGUUGUUCAGGUUACAGUUAUGAGCUGCACUUGCUGGCAGAUAUCUGUUCGUAUGACAAAAUACUUUGUCCUUAGCUGACAGCAGGUUUUUAGUCGGAUAUCCUCACCUGUCGUGGUUGGGUUCUGCCUACUUUUGCUCUCAACACCAGGGAAGAUUUGGCCAAUUAUCAUGGCUGAUAUUCAGCAUUUGGCUGAUUCUUAUUGGCCUUUAAUUUUACAAAAUAGCUAGUUAAAUGAAUUAAUUUUGGCUGCGCUGCCAGUGGGUCUUUCCCUCUGCGUGUUUUCUUGCACCAAUCUAUCUCACCCUACGGCCCUGUCCACAACACCACUUUCAGUCUAAAAGAUCAACCGUUUACUCCUGUAGAUUAUAUUUAAUGUUCUGGUUUUGAUUAACCGGUUCAAAAUAUGGGCUGAGAAAAGUGUGACAGGCUUUAUGUCAGAUUUAAGUGGCUGCAUUAGGACGAGGAAACAGGCAUUUUGGUAUUUUUGUUUUCCCACAGACUUGCUCACACAGACACAGGAAUGUCCACACAGAUGUACGCACACUCAGCCAUUGUCUGCAUCAUGAGACUCGGGCUGAAAUGUCAUCUGAGGUGCAUAUUUCUAUGUCUGCAUAUGGUUAGCACAUGCAUUUCAUUUGUGUUUAAAAGCUAGAGCACUGAGCACAUGUGGGCUAAUCGUGCCUCUCUGUAGUGUGUGUAUGUGCAGAGCUGGGUUCUGCCAGGACGUUAUAGAGCGAUAUUAUAAACUCAUCAAGUAAAAGUAUGUGUUGAUUAGUGUUUAGCUGUAUGACUUAAAAGAUAUGUUGCAGGUAAAAAUUCACAAUUCGGGUAAACUGGGUUACGUCCUGAUGCAACGAGUACCCAUGAGUCCUAAGCCAAGUCUCUUCUACUACUCGACUAAAGAGGAUAAACAUAUUUUUAUUCCGCUCAUUCACUCCUUCAGCUGCCUGUAUGCCAGUGUGAUAAACUGCGAACAGCUUUUGUUCCAUUUGUGCAGCAGCGACAGCUACUCCGGUUCAUUUUGUGCUGCAUAAUAAUCACCUAAUACAGCAGAUUUCCUUCAAAAAUUCAAGCAAACAUCCCACACAGCAGAGGGCUAUCGCUGCUAGAAAACAUUGGAGCUUAUACUAAAUGCGAUGUCUGGAAUUGUAGCUAUUUAAAGCGACGACUCGAACCUUUAGUGAAGAAAGCCCUGAUCAAAGAGGAUGUAAAAUUAGCUUUAAAUAUAGAGUUUUUUAAACACAGACUCUUCUUCCUCGCAGGAUGCCCUUGCAAGAGCUGUCAAGAGACGCACAUGACAGGCCUGUAAUGCUGAUCCAUGGUGGUCCUUCUGGGCUCUCACUCCCAUCUAAUGACAGUUAUCAUGGCUCUCUGCAGGCCAGCGCAUCCCCCCUACAAUCUGCAGUCAUUCACUGAGAGCAUGACUACAGAACGGCAGAGAGGAUGUAAACCAGGGAAGGAUACUGCACCCUGCCAUUAAUCAUGGCAUGCUGUUCACUUUGCUGUCAGCUGUUCCCGAGCAAAACAUAUCAGUGCACAUGUGUAAGUGUGUAUAUGCGUGCAUUUACAGAGUGCUUCCUCCACCGUGCACCUCUCUACGUCCAGCCUCUCCCUCCUACACCCUGAUGCUCCUCCGUCUGCACAUCUCUGCCAUUUUAUUCGCCCAAACAGCUCCUGCUUUAUUUCUUUCCCUCUUUCUGUUCCGAAUAUCUUCCUUCUUCAUGCAGCCUGAAGCCGAGAGUUCAUGUCCGACCGUUUGGUCUCCCUAGAAGAAAGCUGAUUUCCCCGUCAGUUCAGAUCUAGCUCUAACCAGCCUGCAUCCCUAGCUGAGGCUCACACUUGAUUCACAGCUUUGUUGAAAAAACUGCGCCCGAGGGGGAUGAGACCUCUGUGGGUGAUGUAAAUCCACCUUUGCAUCAAUCUAAAACAUGUCUGUUGAAUUUACAUCCGGCCAUGCGGUCUUUUUAGCCUCACUUGAACCACAGAGUGCAGACUUGACAAACUCUGUCUGAACUCCGAUGCAGAACAAAACUUUUAGAGGUGCUCGGAUUAGAAAUACAAACAGCUUGAGCCAGCAAUUGAUCCGCAACGAUUGUCUUUAUGCCUUUUAUUCAAACGUACACAAAAAGCAGUGUUCGCGUCAAUAUUCAGCUCAGCUUAUAUCCAGAAGAGCUGCUCUCUCAGUUACCUGAACUAUAAUUCUUAUUCAGCCGCAGUAAGCUGACUGUUUUCAUUGUUGCCCCGGUGUAAGCUGCACCUUUCAUGCAGCAGCUCCCAGUCAAGUAUCAGUGCAGCCCUGCAAGUUCGCGCUCAGCUCCACAGUGUAUCCAAACUCUUUGAGUCUGAAUGUCCUUUAAAUCUUUCUCUAAAGGUCACAUUUCUCCCCCGUCUCUAUCUAUCUCGUCUGUUGUGUCCUGAGCACGUCCCCGGCAUUCCUCCUGUUUGGGUUGUGUGAGGUUUUUGUGCGUUAGAGUUAAAGUUGGAGGCUGCUCGGUGCAGCUCAGGCAGGGCAGGGCAGAUGGAGGAGCUUUUAUACCCCUGCAGCACUGUCCUGAAUGUAAACACGGGUUCAGAGAGAUGUUACACUCCUUCUGUGUGUGGCUGUUUCUUUUUUUCUCUCCGCAUAUUGACUCAGAUUUUUACUCUGGAGGAGCUUAGAGGGGGAGUAUAUAAACAGCUAAGAUCUUUAAUAAAUGCAGCGGCGAGCUUCCUGUGGUGUGUAGGGACACUAAGUGCUUAUGAAUGCCUACCUCUGGAGGCAAUGUCCAUUUAUAGUAGGCCAUACUGUAUUUCACAACAUACACAGCAGAGGAAGUUUUUCUCUGUAUGUUAAGAAAAUCGAACUCUAAACAAAAAAGUUAAGACCCUGAAUAAAAAUAGUUAAAUUAUUUAAAAAAAACAGAAUUUAAUGAUUUGCAAAUCAUUGAACUGUAAUUGAAAAUGUUAAAACUGAUUAUCCUGAUACGAAUACAGCAACAGAGGUCAUUUUCGGUCAUGUUCAAGCUGAUUGAACUCAUAAUGAUACAGUAUACCAGCGCAUUAGGCCGCCUUAAGAAGCUUCCAGCAGAGGGCGCUCUCAUUGUAACCUGGCCAAUCAAAGCACUCUUGACCUCAGUGAUCCUACCAUAGACUGUGUAGAGAAUGGACGCUGUCUGCCUCCUCGCUGGGUGAAGCCACUCCGAGAACAGCACCCUCUGUUGACGGGCUGCAGUAUAGGUCAGAAAUCCCGCCUCCUCCAGCAAUCCCUAUGGAGCUGUGGACAAACUUUAGAAAUUAAUUACACAGAAUAUAAAUUUUCCACCCCUCUACUUGCGGUGUUGACAUCUAGUUAUCGUAAGACUGGUUUGUGUUCAUGUUUUCUACGAUUGACACUUGAUACAGCCUAUGGGCGUACGAAGACUGCGUAGCUCAUCAGCUGUUUUAGCCGAGCGUUACCACAGCGACUCUUUCCUUUUAACGAUACAAAAUUAGCAUUAUUUCCAAUCAAAUAUGGAUUGAAAUGAUUUGAUUUGUGGCCGCAGAGUACAGUGACAUUAUUCUCAAGUUACAAAAGAAAGGCUCAAAUUGAACUGUUUGGGGAAUAUACUUGGGCUGCUAUUAGCAUACUUAGGCAUUAGCCAUUUAGGCCCCAUCCUCACAUGCACUGCCCUCCUGGAAAUUUCUUGACAUUGUGCAGGAGGGUUGAAUACUAAUGAAAAUGAUUCACACUGAUUUUAUGUAAAAAAAAAGUAUGUAGAAAGUCAGUCUCAGGCAGUCUUAUUGUGUGUUCUCUGCUAGGAGGAAGUGGGAUAAUGAUGUUGUUUGCAUUCAGCAAGAGCUUCACUGCCUUAUACUCUAAAACUGUCAGGGGUUCAUAUGCGAAAGAGACUUAUGUGUGGGUAAAACGGCAUCUAUCUACACCACUAAAACUUUCCACAGACAUUUUGCAGUAAAGCCAAUUCCAUGCGGCUUCGCUCUUUUAAGUGCCAUCUGGGCUCGUUUGUUCUUACUCAGACUGUGUUACCGUUCCAAUAUGGACUAAGUGUUCCCAAUAAUACUGAGCAAUGUGUCAAACAAAUGUUACAUCAUGGUAUGUGCCGUCGAUUGGGAGGGAAGGUUUGAAAAGCUCAGUCUGUGGUCACUAACCAAACCACGUUUAGAUACUCCUCCCUUUACAUGUGCUUGUUUGUGCUUGUAUAAAGGUUGUCCCUGUGUUUACCCAAUCUUGUGAACAUUGAUUGCGGUUGAAACAAUAUUUCUUUUCCCCUUUUCUUUGUUUUCCCCUCACUCUUUCUCAAGACGGUUUGAUUGCAGUGGUGUGGAGUUUGGCUCGGUGCCCGCCCUGCAGCACUGUCAUUACUCGGUCUCUCGGUCAAAAAAACAAGACAGGGUUGUUUUCGUGAGACUGUGUUUGCUUUUGGUGCACAUAAAGGAACUAUACCUCUAAGAAAGAGCGAUUACAGUACCGUAGAGGAGGAACCUGGAAUGUCACAUUUGUUUUUCUGAAUCAUUCCCCUUUGUGGAUUUCUAAAAGGGAUUGUAGCUAAUAGGAGAAUAUAUUUUAUCCUGCUGCUCUCAGUUUCCAGGGAAACUUAUCUUCUGCAGUCAAAUUUAACACCUUGACUGGGCUUACAGAGUGGGUGCAUACUCUGUUCAUGUGUGACCGCAAAACACAUGGCCCGGCCUUGGCCUUGCCACAAGUGUGGGAGGCAUUGUAGUGUGGCUCCCUCUGCUUCAGUAAAUCCCCAUUUCCUCUCCACAAAUCUUUCUUGCCCCGUUUGUCCUCCCUCCUUCCCCAACACGUGUCCAUUUAGAGCAGAUUUUUGAAUUCACGAUGAGCUCUGUCCUGAUGCCGCACAGAGUCAAUAACCCGGCAGCUGUAGACCUGACGUUCAGCUGCUGUAUCGGCACGCUACAGCUGCACAGCAACAGAAAGCCUGACUUCACUGGUGCAUGCUUUAUUUAUUAUCUACCAUGAAGAAAUUUGCAAUGCAUGAACACACACACACACACCUUUGAGAUAAGCGUACUUUGGCUCAGCUGUAUCCCCCGAGCGCAUGUAUUUCUCUUUUUGCAUUUUUUAAAGAAAUCUCAACAAUGCCCGAUUUGGACCAAAACCAGGUGCCUGUACCCCGUGGUCCUCGUAUUUCACCAGAAGUGCAGGUCCACUUUGAUAGAACGGCGUAUAUUUUUCUGAUGUCUUUACCAGUUUUUUAAAGCCCUCAUUACUUGCAGGGUUUUAGGGGCACAUAUCUUUGUCCAAAUGGACUGGAAUCGCUCCAAUUACAGCACCAUUAUUUCAUUUAGCAGACACUUUUAUCCAAAGCAACGUGCACCUGAGGGUAAUGACACAAUUUUAAGGCAGUUUUUUCUUUUUCUUUUUCCUUGAAAUGCAUCUGAAAAAAACAGGAAAGUGUUUUAAUUUAAGUUUAGUAAUUAAAUGUGGAUUUGCAUUACAAGAGAUGGCGUCACUUAUCUAUGCAGCUAAUGUACCCCCUUGUGAAUGAGGCCAACUGUGACUCAUCUCUAUGGUGCCAGGAGGAUAAAAGAGAAAGGGGAGUGAACAAAGUCACACAAAAGUCAACCUGGCCAGUCUGUGGGGUUGGUUUUCCUUCUCUAAGCUUCUGCUGUACGAUCGGUGCUCAUUAUUUGACACUCCAGCUCCCUUAAAAGUAAAGCCAGCACCUUUUGAUUGUCCCCUGAAGGUGUGGAUGUUAGUUUACGAAGAGAUUGAGACGAUAUUCAGCAUGAAUUUACAGUAAAACAUCAAAAUCACUAAAGGUCAAAUUGUGAUUCAAUGUUUAGAUUGUGUGGGCAGCCCUAAAGUAACUGUGCGGAUACAGUUACAGGUGUAGGUACAAGUGCAGAGCAGAUAGGCUCGCAAGAUUCAUGAAUGAAACCAAGUUAGUGACCAAAGUUUGUUCAAUAUUCACUUAACAUAGUCCACAAAGUCAAACAAAGAUACUGUUAUGCUCUUAAAAACGAGUAAAAAUCUGCAGAUAUCGUACCAAACUCAUGGCUCUGGAUCUAGCACAAUGACAUCUAAGCACUUAUUCCGGAGCAGGUGCUGUGACUGUGACUGUGACUGUGGAGGAAACCACAAAUUCUUAGUUUCGGUCAAGGCAAACUGAUCUGUACAGGUGUAAGGAGCCACAUUUAAUGAAGCAAAAACACAGCAACAACCUGUUUAUUCAUUCGUUUUCUAAAGGCCAACACUUCUCCACUCCCUCUGUCCCUGCGUCUUCCUCAUUGUCAGCCUGAAUUGCUGAGGGAUCGGGGUGACUCCAUCGCUCUCCUUACCCAUCUGUCAGGUCAUUGCUCAUCUUCCUCCAGUCCUGAGGACAGCUUUUUAAUAAAGUGGGUAUGAGCCGGGCUUUAAGUGCUAUAUUUACAUUUGGCUGUGCAGCUGGUGUAGUAAUGUGUGCUUCUCAAAUAUUUAUGGAAAGACCCAGGGCCGUCGCUCUCUCACAGAUUCUUCAGAGAGAGAGAGAGAAAGGGAGGGGGGAUGGAUUUCUAAAGGUACUUUAAUCCCUGAUUUUCCUUGUUUUACUCUUUAUGGUUAGAAACAAAGAUUUAAUAAAUGUUGGUGCAUCCGUUAGACUGGUGUUGCGAUCAUACAUUUUAUGACUGAAAGGGGGCCUAACGAGGAUUUUUGGUCCCAUAGCUAUACAUGUUUAAAAGUAGUUUAAGUUCCCGGGUAGAUAUUUGUUAGUGAAGGAUGAAGAGAACUCGACAACUCAUUUUGGAUCGAGAGCAGGCUCAGGAUGAAAAAUGGUUCCAACUAGUUUGAGCAAUUGACAUAAUAUGCUUUCCUCCUAAAAGGUUCCCAUACCAGUGCCUUUGACUUAGUUUCUAUGUGCAAACAAUGAAGUAACACAUCCUACAACCUAGGAGUCGAGAGAGGAAUCAUGGCAGGGGUCAAAGCCGAUGUCCGAUACAACUUCAACUUGUACUGUCAAGAAUAUCAGCUCAGAAGAAACAGAGCAGUAUCACACAACGGCUUAUGUUAAAAUCCACUCCUAUCGUGAGACAGGUACUGACUGUCGGAGACUGUACUUUCAGAAUCCAUCACUCAAAAUCAAGGUAAUCUCAUGACUACAGAAAUGACACCAUUUUUGUGAGAUGGUGCCAUUUCUGUUGUGAGCUAAACUGUUAUUUUUGUUUGGGUUAGUUGACUAAUCAGAGGCUGUAUCUGUGAUCACCUGACCUGUAAAGGUCCCGUCUAUAAGCCAGGCUCCCCAAUCUUAGCAGAGUACUAAAUAAUUAAACUCUCUCAUGCAGAAAAUCCAUAUAGGCCUACUUUUUCUACACAGGACUUGAUUUAGAAUUAGAUUGACUCAAUAAUAGCAACAGUAUCAAUAAAUCUUAUCAUUUCCCAUCCUUUGUCAUGACUUUACAAAGAUGGCUGAAAAUACACUUGGGCAGCCCGCCCAGAUAUUGUCUAUGUGUGAAACGUUUAGAGGUGACACUUGUUUUUUGUUCUGUGCAGGUGUUGCCAAAAAUAUUCUCCCUUUUUAAGGAUGACCCAGUUUAGAGUCAGUGUAGCAGAGCCUUUACAAUUAAAUCAGCUUGUUAUUUGAAAUAAUGGCACUUUAAAGAGUGUAACUGUUUUUUUUCUUGAGAGUUUUUUUCACGGGUGAUAAAAUGAUAACUGAACAACUCUUGGUUUAGCUAUGAAUGAAACACCACACCUCAUAUACAUACAACAACAUCAUCAGCAUAGCAGGAAUACCACAAAUAAUAUCUUACUUGCUCUCUAUUUAAAAAUCACUUCGAUUAGCUUCCCAAAUAGAGAGAGGAAUUUGGGUCUUAGGCACUGUUUGCAAACACUGUCAACAGACUAAUGGGUCCCUCUUGCUGCUCUUCAGGAAACACACCCAUCUGCUUCCCCCUGACUUACUAAACAAACUCACGUUCGCUUGCCAAUUUCCAAAACCAUUCCAUUAUGUGUGAAAGAGGAAAAAGUUGGUCCACUUUUUCAUGCCUGUGUUCACCAUCUGCUUCAUCAGAGGCUGUGCAGGCUUGGCAGUUGGCAGGUACCUUAGCCUCAGGCUGGGUAACAUUUCAGGGUGGACAGCUUAGCAGGAUGAAUGAGGUUACUGAUGGGAAUGUGACCAACUGAGGGGGGCAGUGGAAAACUUUGUGCACUUUUAACCCCGGGGUAAAAAGUUGGAAAUUAAUGCAAAUUGCAAUUGUUUCUGUGGCUUAAUUCAACCAUUGAUUAUUUGGAUCUGUCAGUCAGGGUUGAACUCGUGUGCAUGUUUACAUUAAACUCCUGGUUGAUGAUCUGAGAAACAGUUGCAAAAAACUGAGCCAUUGAGGCAGAUUUGAAAAAAGCGUCCCACCCCCCACACACAAAACUCUCCCCUCUGUGCUCCACGUUAACUCCCCCCCGAACCUGUAUCGCCCUCCCCACAUCACACCCCCUCUGGCAAAGCAAGAAGCCGGCCGGCAGAAGAUCCUACGCUAGCUUCAAAUAGGAUUCACCAUGUCGAAUUGCGAGUGACUAGCGGCAGUAAACGCCAGGGGCCUCAUGUAUCAACGCUUGCGGCGCAAGAAAACCUUGCGUACGCCAAAAUCGGCGCACACGUCCAGAUUUAUCAUCGCGAAACGAGCGUCGGUUCCAGCGCUAAUCAACGCAAAGUCAGGAGGUGGUGUAGAAAUUGGCGUUGAGCUGGAUAUUUGCGUUGACUGUGAUUCGCACUUUGGCGACGCUGUGUGGCGGUGUUUGGUGACUCACUAUGUGACAAGCGUGCACCACAUCCCCGUGGCCGGGCAGCACGUCGCCCCACAUGACGAACCAGCAGCAGACGGAGGGAUGCGAGCUGAUCCCUGCCGGGCCGCCGUCCUCGCGCGGGAGAAUCUCAUCGCCACAGUGUGAAUGGGUAAGAAAUGAAUACACAGUUCAAUGAGCCAAAUUAAUUUAUUUUCUCCACCAGACGCUCGAGGAAAUUUACGAGCCGGUCCAGCCGCUCGUUGAUCCCCGCGAUCCCCCUGAUGAUUUCUUCCUGCGAUUGCAGGACCCCCUCCGCGAGGACCCUUCCACUGCGUCCGGGUGGUCCAGCGGAAGCGCCGCGGCUGGUGGACGCUCCACCGCUUGUCGGCGCGCUGGUGCUGAUGCUGGUGCUGGUGCUGGGGCCGGGGGCCGGGGUGGCCCGAAUGCCGCUGGUCCUGGCCGAUGACUCCGAGCCGGCGGACGGGCUGCCGCGGGCCAGGGUUCCGCAAGCCGGCGACACGGCCGACACAUUGAUUUCUGUGACACAAUAAAAAUAUUAGUUCAUUUCAAUUCCUGCUUCUGUGUAUCUGUUGCGUUUACAUCUCUCUCCACGGUAUCAUAGGUAAUGUAAUCCAGUAUUUCGAGGUCAGUUAUGCACAUUACAGUUGUUUAUUGCAUAAAAAGUUAUCGAAAAAUGAAGUUAAGGGCGAAGUAUAAAUCACGUCUAAAAAUAGACUGAAUCCCGACGUUGAAAUGAAGUAUAAACUUAGACUAGACGUCUAAUAUACGUCUUUUGCUCAGUGGGAUGACAAAGCAUGUGGACAUUUGUGUGACACGCCACUUACCCUAUAAUAAUAAUCGCCACCACCCGCUGCUCAAACGGUGUGAGGGUCUCCUCCCCCGGACCCCCACCUGUCUGGUCGGUACUCCUCCGGAGGGCAGCUGUACGCCGCUUGACCUCCACCUUGAGGUCCGACCACUUUUUUUUAAUCUCCGCGGGGGUGCGUGUCUCGGAACCCACCGCAUUCACCCUCUCGCAAAAUUUCUCCCACUCCAAGCGUUUUUGUUUUGCACUGACGCCACUGGACAGGCUGCCAAACAAAACACACUAUCGCUCCUCCACCUCCGCCACAAGCACCUCCACCUCGCACGCCGUAAAUUUAGUUUUUCUUGUCAUUUUGUCUGCGUGCGAGGACAGGGAGACCCUAUUUAAAUAAAUCUGCAUAUUUAUAGGAGGGCGUAACGGGGACGGGCCCAGUCACUCUGACAUCUGCGCUCAAUUCCACGCUGAUUGGGAUUUAUCAAGGAAACACACGUGGAUUUCGGCGCCCGCACACAUUGAUACAUACGGAUCAGCGUGACGGACCUUGCGUGCGCUCGUUUCUGGUAUGAGUUCCACGCAAGUGUUGAUACAUGAGGCCCCAGCUCUGCUAGCGAGCAGCGUCUGCAGCUGCCUGGACAGCUACCGUGUUGACAUUGCAGAGACUAAUAAGAGUUAUUUAUGUAACAUGUGUCACCAUAAAAGGCAAAAACUACCUGUUCAACAAAAACUCUGCUGCGUUUCCUCUUUUUGCUGCCCUUUCUUCUGUCCAUUUGCAUUUUCUUCCCACUUUUGGCAGUGGGGCAAGCAGAAGUCUGUUUUUGUGUCCUUCUCCAUCACAGCUCCUGUAGCUAAGCUGCUACGCUACUUUUAGCCGCUUAGAGCUCAAAGGAGGGCCGGAAGAGUGGGAGGGGACGAGACGAAACUACCGGAGAGGCGUGUGUCGAAUACUGCGAGGUGAUUGGAUGGAGAGGCGGAGCAGGAGAUUGACCAAUAAGAGCUGUCUGGGACGGAUGGCUCCUAUUGGUCAAUGUUUUUGCAGCCGUGUUCCUGCGGGGGUGAACGGAAAAUCUUCACUUUGUGGAGAGCGUACUAUAGGACCAUAAUCGCCAUAUCAACGAGGUUCAUAAUAAUUACUCAUCUCUCCAGUCGUCAACCAUGCCUUUAAAUAGUCAUGAGACACGCAUAUUAAGUGUUGCUUAACAAAGCCAUCGGUCUCUCUAUGGGGCUGCAGUUGUAAGUGGUUACAACUACAUUAUUCAGGUAUGAUAGUUUAACUUCAAGAGAUUUAAUCCAGUCUAAGUCUAAUUCUAAAUAUGUUGUUGACAUAUAUUUUUUUAGGUCUAGUUUUAGUCAAACAAAACUAUAUUUCAAAAUGAUGUAAAGGUUCUGAGUCUGGGAGACUAAAGAAGUCAUUCCAACCAUGCUGAAAUGGGUUUCCUAUGGCAUAUCCAGACAUCUCCUAGUUAACAUCUGAGAAGCUGCGGUCUUUUCGCACUUCUGCAUUGGCUUUAUUUUCCAGCUCUUUAGGCUUCUGCUUGCUUUGCACAUCAUGACAGCUGAUUUACUACCCUCCUCCAGAACACGGGUAUGUGUGUAUUUCUGUUUUAUGUAUCGUGUGAAUCAGCCUCUGAUUCAGCAUGUGGUAUAAAUGUUUCAGGCACGAGUGUUCAUCCCCCUGUUGUCCCCUUACACAUCUGCAAGUGUCACUGUAAUAUCCUCGAAUAAAGAAUUGCUUUCAGACUUCCACUGAGUAAACAAGCUCCUAAUCUGUUAGUUGGUAAUUUGGCUUUAAGGCGAUAAAUGGUUGCACGAGUUUACAUUAAUUUUCAUGUUUUAAGGGGAUGCUAAAGAGGCCGGGGGAAGCUGCGAAUGUGCAGACUCGAAGGGAGGCGUCAUCCCUGUUUGUAUUUCUUCACAAUGUGUCCUAUCACCACUCACUCAAGCUGUCUGUUGUGGUAUGUGGUGGCUUCAGACUGGGCACUGCUUGGUUCAGCUUGUUAAUCUCCUUCUUUUCCACUUCACGGACACUUUCACAUGCAAUCAAACACACACACACACACACACGUCUUCAAGCUUUUUUCCGCAUAAUGCAGGGGGACAGAUGGGAGAGAGUGCCGGUGUUUGAGGAAUCAGCAAAAAUCUGUUUCUUCCAAGUGGGGAAAUAAAGAGGGGGCACGAGGUUUACCGCGCAGUAAAUGCCAAUCAACUAAUAAGUGCAGGCCAGCAAGGUUGUUACCAUGGCGAUGUGUUGGCAGGUCAGCACCCACACACUCGCUGUAGUUCUUUUGACCAUGCGGGCUUUGAGCAUGGACCUGUAUGCACAGCCCCUGUCUGUUUUCAUUUUCUGCCCCGGUGUGAGUGUAAGCUUUGUGGCCGUGACCUCGGGGUCAAGCUUUGGUUUGGAGCUGUGCUGUUUGGGCCGCAGGAGCUGUCAGGUUUGGAACAGUAUGUUCCCCACAGCCAAAUGGGUCAGGACCGCCGGGUCUCGGUCACUGAGGUGGAAAAAUACUCACUCACACACACACGAGCUCUACAAACCGAAUCUCAGCAUCGACCCAAUAAGAAUGGAGGGAAAUGCUUGUUUUGAAGGGGAGACAAACAAAGGAACCUUGCGGUGAGGAUAUGUCGCCUACUUUAUUCUUUAAGAUCGACAGAUUUACAGUCUAAGUAGAGGAAAGCAGAGUGUUAAGAAAUGGUGAAGAAGAGGGUAACUGCAUGCGUGUCACAUGGUCAUUUCAGAAGCACACAUGUUGGUGCUGCGUAAUGGACUCUGCCACCAGAUUGGUGUGGUCAGCUUGUUAAGUUCAGCUUCGGGUUUUGGUGUUUAUUUAAAGCUGGAAAAGUACAACUGCGGUCGAAAAUAUCCUUCGCAUGAAUACAUGUUUUGACAGAAACUGGACAGUGAGAGCUCAAAACAGAGAUGCGUGUUUAUGGUUCCUUAUGCAAACUCUGGGAGCAGUAGACAAAGGGAUUCGCUGACGAAAGGAGAAGCUCUAAACUGUGCGAGGUUUUCAGAGCCGCCAUUAAGAUGCAAACAAUUCAUGUGAUAUUCUCAAUUUGUAUCCUGUAAAAUCAGAUGUUUGAUCUGAUUCUGGCUCUGUAGGGACCUGUACAGCUGCGAGGAACUUGAUCUACAAAUUUAAUAUAUUUCUGCCUCUCUCCGUUGUAUUUACCAUUUUCAUUUGCUGAAUCUACAUAACAAAUGCAAUGCACUUUAAAGUAGCAUGCAGGCAGGGGCGUGUCCAGACUUUUUAACUGGGGGGGGCAAACUUGAGAUGACUUUUGUAGGAUUGGUAUCGCAAGUAUGUGUUCAUACACGCUCAAAAUAAUGGCUCGAACUUCCAUAUUAUGUCUCACCUAGUCAAAUUGAGUGCACGUCACUUAUUUACAGGAAUUGUUUUAUUUUUUUAUGAGAAACUCAAAACUCGAAAUAUCACUCUGCCUUUCGCAGUCAACCAAGCAAACAGGUGGUGGCUCCUCUAACAUGAUUCCCUCCUCUGAAUGGGAAAAAGUCAUUUUUAGUUAAGAAGUUUGGGCCAUUUAGGGUGGCUGGUCAAACUGCAAAGGGGACUGGGCCACCAUGAACCACUCUUUCGGACACGGCCCUGCAUGCAGUUAGUCCUUUAAAGGUUUUUUGGACCAUCGACUCAUAUUUAAAAAUGCAGCUCAAAUAAAAUAAAAAAUUUUUAAGCAUUAAAUAUGACUGCAGGUUCAAUAUACUGUACAGCAUGUCUUUGCAGGAGGGUUUUAAGAGACAGUGGAGCUUUAUUCAUCGAUUGCUUCAGGUAGACACAUAAUGGAGAUGGUUGUAAAAGGUGGUUUAAGUAGAUAGCCACUUAAUGAUAUACUUGGUUUAUUAAUGUCAAGUGCCUCCUUUGUUGUUUGAAUGCUACAGGUUCGGAUGUGAAUCUAUUCAGUGCAGGUCUUAACAAGUAUAGAGAUACAGACAUCUAUGUGCCUUCUUUCUUUCUCUCCAUCAAUUUCUCUCUACCUCUGUCCUCCUCUCCCUUUCUCUCUCCUCUUUUCUCUGUGUUGGCAGGAGGCUUAAAACUGUAAAUGAGAUUAUGUGGAGGUGUUCCAAACUGUGACAUCUGGCCCUCUGGCCCGUCUUCACUUCCAAAAAGACAAUCUGACACGUAUGGUGCACACAUGCACGGCCGAGGACAAUGACGGGUUGCAGAUAACUUGUUAAAGAAGUGCACAAAACCCUCCGAAAAAAAAAAGUGCUUUCCAUUUGAUGAUCACACUAAAACGUUUCUUUUAUAAGAAGACCUUGAUGCUGUGCACUUAGAGAUAACUUUGUCUCAGUGAGUGCACCAUUCUGCAAAUAAGUUGAAUAAACAAGGCUGUUAUGGGGUUUGUGCAGCACACUGCAGAUCCUAGAUUCACAGAAAACCUGAUUAUUCAUCGCUGGUGUUUACGUCGAGACAGAACAUCGAUUCUUCUGCUGCUUUAUGAAAUUAUUAUCAAGAGGGACUAAUUGUGCUCGUGGGUGGUGCCAAACUUUUAGCUCCCAUGACUCAGAGUGCAUAGUAACUACUGUAAUUAAGCCGCAGGAGCCUGCCUCCUAUUCAAAGUCACAGCUGAAUAGGAGGCAGAGGAGAAUACUGAUUAUGAGUCACAUGCCUCUUUCAAAUCAAAGUCACAAAUCAUCUGUGUGUAUACAAAUCACCUUUAUCUCUAUUGCGCCUUUAAUUUCCUGUAUGGUUGCGCAGGUUGCCAUCUGAUCCCGGUGCGCUUUCCCUCCUUUAAACUCAGGAAUUAUCUCCAUCUUGAUGUUGCAGAUGGAGCCCCGCUGAGCGAGCUGUCGUGGCCUUCGUCCCUGGCCGUGGUGGCUGUCUCCUUCUCUGGCCUCUUCACCUUUGUCUUCCUCAUGCUGGCCUGCCUCUGCUGCAAGAAGGGCGACAUCGGCUUCAAGGUGAGCUCACUGCUACCCCCUGCUGGAGGUGGUGAAGGGAAACUGAGAGUGUGUGUGAAGAGAAUGAAGGGAAUCCUGGUCAGUGAGUUGCAUCUUAAAAGAAACUAGUUAUCUUCAGGUACAAAAACAUGUAUCAGCGUUACUCAAACUUCUGAAAAACAUGAAAAGAAAGAUUUCAAGUCCUCAGCUUGUACUAUUUUAAACUGCAUCUAUUUUAAACGGCCAUUAGACGUCCUUUUAAAGUGUGUCCCCGAAAAAGCUGAUAUAACAACUGAAAGUAGGGCUGCAAAUUAGAGCUGCUCCUUUGAAGUCAAGUAAUUUGCUUUCUUUCUUAGAUUUAUCAUUAAUUAUGCAUUAUUGAGUCUAAAAGCCGAAGUUUAUGUCCUUGGAAAAGUUUAAAUGCCACACACACACAGCCAUGUACCAAUUUACAUCAACAAAAAAAAAAGAAAGACUUUCUGUCCUUUUAGUUUUGGGUGCCAGAAAAAACUCUUCUGUUUUGGAAUACUGUUAUUUAGCAUGUAUUCAUUUGUGUUAAAAAACAAACUUUUUAGUUUAGAUCAUCAAGAAAUCUGCCUGUUUCUCAUGGAUUGGUUUACCACCAGUAGAAAAUCAUCAAAUCAAGUUAAAAGUCAAAAGUCAAAAAUCAUAUCAAUAUAUCAAUAAAAAGAGAAACUAUCUCAGAGACAGGUAAUCUAAAAAUAACGGCACUGUGAAGAGUCAUCAUUAAAACCUGUUAGUUUAGAUUUAAAAACAUUUAAAGGUACUAUAAGGAGUUUUUUGCAGUUUAUAAACAGGCUGAAAUAAACAGUGAUCUGAUGAACUGAGAACACCUCCAUAAGACUUAGAUUAAAUCAACAACAAUAAAAGAGUAACCACUUUGUCCACAGGGGGCGCCAAAGUCAACACAGACUAAAGAGUGUUGAUGACACCAGCUCCUUGGCUUUUAAGUUGUUCUGUGAUAAAUUUCAGGCUGAGGGUGCAGAAAACCCAAUUUCUGUAGCGGCUUUUGAGACAAAGAGCAUAAGAAAGUCCUAAGAGCACAAUAAAUACUGUACAGCACUUCUCUGUGUGAUAAAAUCACAAAGAUAGGGUCAAAGAGAGUGGCCAAGACUUCCCUUAUAAAUGAAGGCGUAUCGAUGUAUUAGCCUUGGGGCUGCAAGAGAUGUCCAACCAACCAGGGGGUAUAACUCACAGCACUGAAUAAGAGCUAAAUGUGCGUGAUUCUGUAUAAAUCAUAGACUUUAUGUACUAUAGACAACUUGGUUCUGCCUCCCGCCUGUAUACGGAUUUGAAGCCAAAAAGCUCUCUGUAUUUCUAUGAUUUUUCUUCAUUUUCUUAAAACAAACAUUGCGCAGUAGCGCUGUACGCAUUCGAUAGGAGAGUGGCCGAGAGUCGCUGUGAUGACGCUCAGCUCAAACAGCGUAUCCCCUGGGUGAGCUACGCAAUCAAUAGGCUGUAUCAGGUGUCAAUCAUAGAAAACAUGAACCCCCUAACAACUUCUAAAAACGGAGCUUCACAGAAAAAAGAGGACUUGAGAACAAACCAGUCUAACAGUAACUACAUGUCAACACCGCAAGCAGGGCAGAGAAAAAUUAACAUUACAGCUUUGCUAGCAGAGGCAGGAUUUAUGACCUAUACUGCAGCCCACCAACAGAGGGUGCUGUUCUCUGAGUGCCUCCAGUGAGGAGGCAGACGCUAUCCAUUCUAUCCAGUCUAGCAUAAAUCUAUUGUAAAAAAAAUGAUUUUGUGUAAGUGUGAAUGGGUUCUCCUGUGUUGCUGGAGCUGCCCCCUAGUGGAAACAUGAAGAAGUGCAAUUUUUGACACUUAUGCGUCAGCUCUAUUUUUACUAGGUUUUGUACAUCAUGACAGUUGAUACAACAGCCUAUGAAUUACUGAAUAGAAACAAAUAUUUGACAUGGGUGUUAAUUAGCCAUACCCCUAGUGGACACUUAAGGAACUGCAGUGAUUUUUGCAAAUUAUCAUGGGCUUAAUUUCUCAACACAGAAGUGUGAAGAACUGAUUGGAUUUGUGAUGUAUAGACAAAGGUUAUGAUUGUGUUUCUACAUCAAACCACCUAGCUUCUUACUUUAGUUGCCCUGUGAAUGUCAAAGUCUUUUAUUGGGGACUUUUUUCCUCAUUAUAUGCAAGUGAUGUUGCCGAAAAAACCCUCACCCAUCCCAGGCUGGCACACAUUGUCUUUGUGCCGCCUUUAGCUGCCAGCAUGACUCAGCCGUGCUGUGUCAAACAUCAGCGCUCAACUGAACAGCUGAUUAGGGCGACCAGAGCCUGACACAAGCAGGGGGCAUAAAGAGAGAGAGAGAGAGAGAGGAAAAAGAGGGGAAACUCUGCAGUCAGUGUGAUUUCUGCAUGUUGUAGUUACUGGCUUUGGAUUUAUUAAAAUGCUACUUCUAUUGUGGCGUGAGCAUCAAAACAUGUUUUCAUUUUUGUCAUGCACUUUUUUCUGCAAAAUGGAUGACUAACAGCCCUGACUAAACAGCAAAGACUCCUGCUAAGAUUGCUUAUGCAAAUUUGAUUCCACACUAGUUCUCGCCCCCAUAAUUCCUUGCAUGAAUCAUGAAGAAACAGAAUAUUGUUGAUAAAGUAAGUUACAAAAAAACGUGUUUGCCUUUUUUGUUGUGGAUUAGAGAGCUGCAUAAAGCAGAGGAGGGGACAGAAGAGAGCUGAUCAGAGCGGUUUCUACGUUUUAAAAGUCAAGUUUUGUGCUCUGGCGUUUAGGCUGAACAGCUUGUGGUAGGUAGAUGCUGCAGGGAUAACAGUGUCGCUAAUGAGCGCAGAAAAAAAAAAGAAAAGGCACCAUUACCGACUUCUGGACUUCUCCACUCUGUGUGCCCACGUCUCUUUCCCACGCCACAUCGCCACUGCCUCAUUACGUGAAUGUGUGUUUUAAUAACCUGCAGGAACAGCAGGUAGCGAGAUCUGCGCCUGCUUCUCAUUGGCCGGCUAUUAACUGCAAAAAGAUGAUACAUGAUGACAGGAUGGCGGCUCAAGCGGCUAAAAGGGCAUCGGAUGAUAGUUGAUUCACUUUAACGUUAUGAAUCAUCUUAAGCCUGGUCAACACACGGAUAUGACACUAUUGAUUUCUGCAGGGAUAUUGUUUCCCAGCAGCCUGUGAGAUUUGUAAAGCUGCCCUUGAAGCUGGAAGAUUCGGUGUUUUCCUUUCUGACUUCUGCACAUGGCUGAAUGACAGACGCUUUUUGCUGCAGUCAUUGUGUUGUUUUAGCACUUGAGCUGAUUGUAAAAGAAGAAUGCACUUUUAAAAAAUCAUUUGUGAGGCUCUAAAAACCUCUUUAGUCACUCUAAAACUGAAUGAAUAGAAUCAGAAAUCACAAUUUUCUUGGCUCACCUUCCUCCUUUCUUUCUUUCUUAAUGUUAUGAAUAACUUGAACAAAAUAACUGGAGACGGUGUUUUGCCUCAGCGAAAUCCUUAAUUUGGGCUUUUUGUGUUUUAAAGAGUCAGGCAGUUUUAGCUCAAGAGCAGCUUCACUGAAAUAGCACUUAAAUUUUACAGCUGGGAGCCACUGAUAACAUAAAAGUUAGUGUGGCAGAGCUUUGACAAAUAAAGGAGUGAUGAUGAUUACGAGGAAGCAGAUAUUCUCCAUCAGAGGGGAACUUUUUACUCACAUCUGUUAUAUCUAUGUUGUAUAUAAACACCUCAGGGUAGGAAAUGCUAGAAUUUUUUGAGUAGAAAUGCUUCUACAUCUUAUUUAUAUUCUUUACUGAUCAAUUUGUGGCUUAAAUCAUGAGAUUAUUUUGUCUGCCAAUCUAGUAAAAUCCUUCUACGUGGAGAACGGUGUUGUAAAUUUAGUGUUUUUGUCACUAAGUGCUUCACUUUUGGAUUUGUCUUCUAACUUUUUUUGCUGUUCUUGUAUCCUUGCUGUAUUUUGGUGCUAAUGCGAGGUGAGGCUGUUGCUGCUUCACAGCACUCCAACUGGGGCUGGUUAAUAUGGGAAAAAGUUGAUUACGAUACAUAUUUUUUCAUAUCAGUCGAUAUUGACAUAUAUCAAGAUAUAAAAAAUGAAAUUUAACAGUGCUUAUUGGUAGCAUGUCUUUUGCAAUACAACAAGCUACUGCAUCUGUGAGGUCUGUGUGAGGUCUCAAUAUUUUGUCAUAAGGCGUUGCGCUAGAGAAAGCGGACUGAAUGGGCUGCUUGCUCCACUCAGGGAUUGUAACCUUUUGCAUUGCACGUGCUCUGCCGCGUGGCGCUGCUUCAGGUGGUGAAAAAGAUUUGAGCUAUUCCCCGACUUUGCGAGAACAUGUAUUUGACAGAAUUUGUGGUGCAAAUUACUUUGCUUCAUGUCUGACCUGCUGCCGGCUUCACAUGUUUAAGUUUUAUGGUUGCAUGUAGCUGCAGCCUGCUACUACGCAGUUGUUUGCUACUUGGUUCUAAUUCAGCACAAAGCGGACCCUUCUCCCCUUUUCAUUGGUUAUUCGUAUUGUCUACCAAAACAUGGCAGAAUGCUGACUAUCGAAAAGGAAAUUGAACAUAUUUCAUACUGAUAUUGAUUGAUUAAUUGAGGGAAAUAAAUUUUCGAUAUAUAUCGUUAUCGUUUUAUCGCCCAGCCCUACCUUCAACACAUCCACAUCGUAGUGACUAUUUCAUCUUUCUCUAAAACAGUGAAAAACAUCCACACCGGUGUUGCCAUUUUUACUCUCAUCAGCUUGUCUGUAUGUCCCUUUCGGCAAAGCACCUCCUAUAAGGGAAAAUUUUGGCUUAUUGAGAAGAAAAUAGAAACAUCAACUGUUUUAAUCAUUAAACUAAUAACUUCAAAACAGUCCUCUUGUUCGACAGGCUGAUAUACUUUGUGCAUCCGCAGUAUAAGAGGUACUUGAGGAUGAUAUAUGCUGUAUUUUGAUCUUCAAACCUCAAAUUGAUCCUAUCUUUAUCUCUGGCAGCCAACAUCACAGAAUGGUUAAACACUCUCCCACUCUUCCUCUCUCUCUUUGGCACCGGCUCGUCACUCAACAGCUCACUUGUAAGGUGUGCAUUCGUGCGAGACUGCAAAACUCGCGCGGCUGCGCCGUCCAAAAAGCUUCAUUAUUCCCCUCCAUCGCCGUGCUCUUACUGGAGCGCGGAGUGUGAGGCCGGGUAUUAAGUGCUUUCUAAACUGAAGGCUCUCUGGGGAGCUAUGCAACGCUGACUCACAGCCAGGUGCUCGCUUUCACACUCGGCUCUGUGGAGAGUGGCAGAUGGUUCUGCUGAAUGAGAAACACACACAUGCACGCAUUCCUAUGUGCACACUCUGGUGUUUUAGGACACAUGUAAAUAGACACAAACACACACAAACAAUACGCCAUUCAGGUAUUUCAUUUUAACCCAGCCUAAAGACCACUACACCUACUUUCUUUCUCUACCUUUUCCUGUUUUCUACUCACUCUCUCCUUCUUUUUCUUUGACCUCUGUGGUUGCUGGAAGUUAGAGGUAGGCUUGUUAUGAAUAACAGUUCAUUAGCCAGCACAGGAAUGGAUGGAUGGUCGGCUGAAUCGGCCCCUUGAACGGAGGAUUUAUACCAGCCUGGUCUCCCAACAUGGCCGCUUUCUUGGAAACUGCUAACAAGACUGAUGUGAACAGUUGAGUGAUGUCGCUUUACGUGGAGAGGACACGGAGUCAGGAUAUCAGCGAGAGGGGUUCUGACUAAAAGACCUGCUACUGUUAAUGGAAAACAGGGGUGAUGUGAAGAGGUUCUCAUUGUUAGAUGUAGCUUAAAGAGCGUUACACACAAGGGAAAUACUCUGAAUGCCUCUUUCCGGUCGGUGUUGCCACUGAUAUAAAAGGGUCUGGAAGGAUUAAAGUCGACAUUUGGGUUAAUGCAGGGACAGAUCCAGCCAGUGGUCUCCCUCUUUAUUUACCUUGACUACUGACUGCUACUACCACCUUAGAUGUUACAUAAAAAUGCACAAAUAAAUAAUGACAGCUCACAACAUGCUGUAUAUGUAGAUAUUAAUGUGCGAUGAGCUUGCCAUGGUGGUGCUAACUUUGCUAAUGUUCGCCGCAGUCUGCGAAUUAAUUUGAUAUAAUGCCUGAAGACUUUGUGUCUUUAGCCAUGCUCAAUAAAUUAAGCUGAGCUUUUCUCAUUGGAAUUUUAAUUACCGUUUAAACGAGAAGGGAAUCAGUUUCUUCUGAACAUCCUUAACCACGACUAGUACUACUGCUACCAAUACUAGGGCUGUCCCGAUACGAUAUUCAUACCGGAUAUCGGUCCGAUAUGAGCCAAAAAACAAAUAUCGGAUUAUAUCGGCCUGGAUCUAAAAUCUCCGAUAUCAGCACUCUGAUACAAGCAGUCCAUUCCAGACUCCACUCCAGCACUUCUAUCUAGCAGCGCCCAGAUCCAGCAUGCAGAGCCCACAUGAUCACAACAACAGUGUGUACUAAGGUACAAACAAAGAAGCAAGGAGUAGGAGUGAUGUCGGUUGUGUGGCAGUAUUUUUCGUUAAAGUGCGAAAAAGACAUCGCAGCUGAGUGCAAAACUUGUCAUGCACAAGUUUGUGUCAAAUUGGAUCAAUAUCAGUAUUGGCCGAUACUAAAAGAUACAAUAUUGGUAUCAUAUCAGAAGUAAAAAAAUUGUAUGCGGACACCCCAAACUAAUAAUUCCUAACUCAUCGUGGUUAACUGUGAUAAUUUGGUGAGUCUGAAAAAUUCUGUGCCCGUUUAUAUCAUGCUGUGCAGAUUUUGCAAUUUGACAUACAGUGCAAGCAUCGGCUUUACUGUGUACUCGUGUUUCCUUUGUAAUGAAAACAAGAAGUAUGUCUAAAGUCGGUGAAAACUUUUCACACUCCAAAACUUCAUGUGAGGAAGAUAAAAGACAUAAAAAAAUGGAAAUAGCAAUGCAACUUUUCCCUCAAAGAAUUGCAUCUCUCUGUGUUCAGUUGUAUGUGUGAAGUGUUACGCAAUUUAAGCUCCUGGAUACCCUUUUCUAUUCUUGAUAUACAAGGGUUUGGAGAUGCAGAUUUCUACAGGGACACUGUACAACGUUAGACAGCAAGGACACUGCAGCAGAGCGGGGAGCAACGACAGAUGGGCGCAGAAAGACAGGGAGACAGAGCAGAGGAUGUGGGAUAGGAGAGGGUCACUGUUUUCCAUCGCUGAGAGUUUUUGUCCUGCACAGCUGAGGAACUUUUUCUCGCUCUUAUCUGAAUGUAGCAUGAACUAUGUAUCAGAGCUGAUAUUUACAACAUAAAGGUCAUCUUUUUAAUGUGACAAAAAUGUAGAAUUUGAAUCGACAUGUGGGUGCAAAAAGUAAAAGCCAAGGCUUCUUACUCAUUACGUACCACAUCAGGCAUUUUGUCCAGUUUUCUAUCGUUAAGAUUGAAUGAAUCAGAUUUUUCAAUGUUGUAAAAACCUUGAGGACGACAAAAUAGCGAGCCUGUGACUCACUCGCAAUGUGUACCAGUUGAAUGAUUUAAAACACAAGGCCCCUGAUCUAAUCUAUUUGGGUUUAAAAUGUCACUAUUACUCUGUAAAAACUCACAAAAACUAUAACUAUGUAAAAAAAAAUAGUUUGGGAUGUAUUGAAAGGGGCAUUUUUUGACUUUUUUGAAUUUAGCACAUGUAGGAGGGCACAAGAAGAAAGAAGGUCUUUGUGUGCAGAGUCUGAACACACGCAUUAGUGUUCCCCUUACAGUGUCUUUGCACUCACCCACACAGCACACCCCACAACGUACAUGACUUAUGUAUACGGCUAGGUGGGCGUGCCUCCGUGCAUUUGAUUGCCUUCACAGUUGAACCAUUGUCUUCCACUAUUUCAGAGUAGGAUGGCUUGUGGGGAGCGGAUGACUAAUCCCAGCGUGUGUCUUUGCACCAGGAGUUUGAAAACACCGAGGGAGAGGAGUACCAGGCAGAUCUCUCCGCCCUGGCCUCGCCUUCCUCCCAGAAUGGCCCCGAGGUCUACAUCCUUCCCCUCACUGAGGUCUCCCUGCCUGUCUCCAAACAGCCUGGCAGAUCCAGUAAGAAACCACUCAACACCACAGUAUUAAUUAUAGAAACACCUCUGAGUAACGCCGUCUUCAACUUUUAAUGACCUCUUCUUUGCUGGUGUGUUUUUUUCUUCGUCUCUUUUUGAGUAUAUUUCUUUAGUUUUUUUUUAAGUGUCAUCUCUUUAAAAAGAAUAAACUUCAGCUGUAUUUAAAGAGGCUUAGGAAAUGUUGUUUAAUCCCUGAUGCCUGUAGCACAAGUGGGUUAUGAACAAAUCACUGACUAACUGCAUGAAUUUUAUAAAUCCUGGUUAAAGAAGAAGAAGAUCCAGCCUCUUUUGUCUCGACUUCUACAUUCAUGUCUCGGUUCCCACACUCAAUGAGGGACAGACAUCUGUCCAUUGUGUAAUGUAUUUAGAAUUGGCCUACCGCAGUGCUGUGAUGUAUACUUAAUGUGAAAACUGCAGCCCACUGCAGAGGCAGGAAUCUGACCUAACCCUAUAGUGUACAUUAUCUCUGGGGUUCUGUGUGUUCCUGCGUUUUACACUAACAUUAACAUGAAUUUACAGGAGCAGAGUGCAUCCAUGCUUGCAGUGUGUUUGCAUUGUAACUUAUUAUUGUAACUUAUGUUGGAUAUAGUGACUCAAACACUACUUAUGCAAAGAGGAAGGGAGGAGGGUUGUCUGGACAAGCCGCCGGUUGGUUUUAAUAGACUGGAGAGAGUCUGUGCAGACACUUCCUCUCGCUGCAGCCAAAGGUGUACCUCAGGGGUCUAUCCUCGGGCCUCUUCUUUUCAAUCAAAAUGUUUUUAAUGUUGGUUUUCAUUUCUAUGCGGAUGAUAAUCUGUCUGACCGUUCAGCAUUUAUUCCAGACUGAGCUUCUUCUCUUGAUUUCAUCACUGUUCGACAAAAUGUUUAUGAUUCAAAACUUAUAUACAUCAAACAAAAGUCAUGCUGUUAACCCAUUUUUAUUAAUUGGCUUUUAACCCUGCAGGAGACUCGGCUCCUGUUUUAGUGUUUUAUGGUUUGUUUUUAGUUAUUGGUUUUUAUGUUUUUAAAUUAGUUUUUAAAAACAUUGAAACUAUAUUUUUAAUUGUUUUUUGAUUGUUUUUUACAUCUGCGUUGUUUUGUCUAUUUAUGUACAUCACUUUGUGUAGCUAUGGUUGUUUUAAAGUGCUUUACAAAUAAAGUUGAGUUGAGUUGAGUUCCUAAAAUGUAAAUUCUGCUUCUUACGAGUUUGAAAAUGGAAAUCUUGGUGUUUAAAUUAACGAAUCUCUCUCUUUUUUUAGAUCUCAUAUUCAGCAGCUGGCAUGGAUAAAACUAAAACUAGUUUUUUAUUUCAGAACCAAAUACUGCUGAUCUUUUGAGUCCAUAAAGAGGACAGUUACUACGGGUUUAAUACCUGUCUUGGACUACAGUCAUUUCUGAAACAAACAUGCUUCCCUAUUGGAUUGUCAUCCUUAUCUGCAUUUAAACAGCAACUCAAGCUUAUUUAUUCUUGUGUAAAAGUCCAUUCUAAGUCUUCCUCACAAUUUCUGCCCUACAUCAGUCAGAAGAGCACAAGAGCUUUCAAUCCAGAAACUUUUCUUUCUGUCCUGGAACUACAAAAGGAGCUGAGGCCAAAUAAACUGAUCUUACUGGGAGAUUUUGAGGUGAUGUUAAAGGACGUAGAGGCAGAUGGCCAAAACGCUCUUAAAAAAAACAAGGACGGGUGCCACCUUAUGAGCCAGACGCUGACUUUUGAGCUCUUAAUUAUUAUCAGUACAUUCUGACGGGGGAUGAUCUUGUCAGCAUGUGGAAAUUAUGAUGAUAAAACUUAGCAGGUCGUCACAUGAAAACACACGCUGUCUUGAUCUCGCUGUAAAUCUGAAUUAAUUGCAUUUUAAAUAUAAUCAACAGCAGUUCUUGGCUUCAGUAUGAACCCUAUUUUAAAUUCAUUGCUAUCUUAAUUCAAUCUCACAUUAUCCAACAUCAGUACUCCAGCACAUGCUCAUUACAUGUUCGUACGUUCCUUCCUCUGUAACGUCACAGUCUGUCUCUUUCUCUGCAGGUCAAUCCACCUCAAACAUAGCCUUUCCAAACGUGCGCAUGCAUGUAUGUAGUGUGUAUGUGUGUGUGUAUGUGUGUUAGCUGGUUCCUGGGUGCUCGCAGUCUCUGCCUCUCCCUGCAUGACUCACUGGCUGUCUGCAUGGCGCUGUGCUCAGCCAUGAGGGAGGUGAGUUGGGGGCUCAGCAUCCGAGUAUUCCAGCUUCGGCAAGUGAUUGGACAAGGCAGCCUCAGGCUCAGAGCCAAUCACUCGUCUCCCCUCUGUCCUCCAUAGCUACGGCUGUAUGAUUGGUCCAGGUGUUGCAGGGGGAGGAAGGGAUAUAUGGCAAAAGGCAGUUAAAAAAAAAAAAAAGAGAGGAGGAAUGAAAGUGUAAAACAUGCUCUGUUUUGAUUUAAAUCUUUUCUGCGUUUUUGUAUCAUGAGUUGUAACAGGAGUUAUGCUGCCUCUUAGUAAAAAAGAUAAACAAAUUCAUGAUAAAAAAUGCAUAAAUUAUCUUGCAUUUGAAUAAUAAUAAACUCCAGGUUAAAGACUAAGCAGGCCCCUGGAUUUGUGCAUCAUCCAUACGUCAUAAAUCACCCACUCCCACUCUUAUUUACACACAUAAUGAAAGCAUGCAUAGUAAUUGCCUAUUGAACAAAAACAGCAGUGAUUUACUUUAUACCGCGGCCGUGAAUGGUGUGUUCUAUACGUGCACGACAUCGAUUAUACAUCUGUAUGAACACCAAGUACAACGUCAGCAUUGAUCUGACAGUCGUGCUUUCACUUGUUGCUCUAAUCUUUUAUUCAGGAGGUCAUGUAAAGCUUUUAUGCCCACUACAGAGUCUCCACGCUUCAAAAGGGAACCGAUUGUGAGUGAGCCCACCAAUCCCACAGCCUCACUGGACCCUCUCCAUCCUCUGUGGGAAUGCCACGAGUAGGACGGGAAUGCACACUCACACAUUCCUCAUUUGGGAUAAUACCACCUCUUAAUUUCUCUCCAUCAGGGGAGGGGGGGGCUGUAGUGGAGAAGUGUGGGUCUGUUAUCACCGUGACAACCUCUGGAGAAUGGGCCUUGUGUGCGCCUGGAUAUGAGUGUCUGCGUGCCUAUGCGUGUGUGUAUGUGUGUGUGUGUUUGGCGCACUGGGUACCAGGAGACGCAGCGUGAGCGUGUGAGUGAGCGGGUGAAACAAUGGCGGUGAUUUAGGCCGGCUGGGCAGUGGGUGAGCAUGAGGCCGGGCUGAAGCGUCCGUGGAACGCACCAGUGGAGGAUGGGCAUUAUGGGGAGAAUACAGUGAGGGGUCUGUGACUGAAUGAGAAGAGACAGGGGAAGGGUGGUGGCAUGCACCAGGGCCUAAGAGUCGGGGAGGAGGGGGCUUGAGAUAGGGUGUGUAUGACAGAGGUCUUUUCUGCGUCUGACAGAGCAGUGUUUGUGUCCUGUUUGGCUGAGGAAUGCUGCUGUCCUGGGUGACAGGGGGGCAUUAUGUGCGCCUUAUGUCCCAACUGGGUGUCUUGAAGCUGCAACCAGAGCUGGCAAGUCAGACGCCACACUACCAACAUGCGUGACGGUCACAUCUGGCGUGAUGCAUGACUAGAAACUCUCAGUAACGAGCGGCAGAAGUCCCUCUUGGAACCGCUGGCGUUGACUCGGAGCUGCGAAAACUUUAUAACACUUCGCCGAAGUUUCAGAUUUUCAUAUAGGUACCGAGGAUUCCUGUGUUUGCUCGACAGCUGGAGAGCUCUACAGACAGGGACAGUAUGUGUGUUUGUGUGUCUCCCAGUUGGAGGAUGAGCCCGGCGCAGACGGAGAAAGGCAGCGUGGCGAGCUUGUUCAGCUGCGCGAGGGCUCCGAGGGUUAAAUCCUGCCGAGGCUCUCUCACACACACACUGCGGCCGUGGGCUCUCUCUCUAACACACACAAUGGGGCUAAGACUUCUGGGGUCGGGGCUGGGGCCACAGGCUCUUGGUUCUCACACUCUGAACCAGGACUCCAUCCCCGCCUGGGACUCGGACUCAGUCCCUGUCACGGUGCUCCGAGUGGCUGGCCGCUCCACUGCUCCACCAUCAUCAUCGUCGUCUCUUCACGAAACAACAGCAUCUUCAUUCUUGAAAUAUGAAGAUCCAUGGAGGUAUUGGAAGAGACAGAUUCUCCUCUCAAGUUGGCAGACCUUCAGUUUGAUUUAUGUGCAUUUAUCGACCAUGAUUGUUCACUUUUCUUUCACUAACGCCUCUAAUUUCUUCUUUACAGGCAAAUCUCUUCUUUCUCUCACCGUAACCGUUUCUUUCCAACCACAAAAUCAUUGAAUGUCUUUCUUUCUGUCUCCAGUCCAGCUGUUGAAAUCAUCAGACCUCGGCCGUCAUAGUCUACUCUAUCUAAAGGAGAUUGGACAUGGCUGGUUUGGAAAGGUAAAACAUGCUUUUUUGUUCACACAGUCUGUUUAUCUGUUUUGACUUUCAUUGCUUGCCUUGACUUUUCUAACUGCGCCAGUCUUUACUGUACCGUCUGUAUUCGGAUGUGUAUUCUACUUAGAGGAAUGCGAGGGUAAUGCGAUGAUGAUCUCAGUCUAGCGAGGAUAAUCUUUGGCACUUGUGUCAUGGUGUUGAUUCCAUGGGAGAUGAGUUAAAAUUACAGUCACAGUGAAUUCCUUUCGAUUUACGAUCGACUACAGGCUCCUAAAUCUGCAUCACCUCAUUUCUUACACAUCUCAGCUCUAUCUUUGAGUUAUUAAAACUUAAUUCUGCAUACUAAAGCUCGGUCUGGACCGCCUUAGUGAAAAAUCAUAAUUACUGCAUACCAAAAGUUGUAUUUGGAAGUCUGUUCUGGGAGCUCUCAACCUUUUAAAGUGCAUACAAGGGAUGCCAAAGUCUGUGGCUGGGAGAGCAGCAGCAAAGACACGCAUUAGCAACAUUACAAAAAUGAAGAACCAGGAUGGAGGAGGGUUGGUUAACGUGGCUGUCAGCUGAUACAGACUGGCGUUAUGAUCAGCUGAUGCACUGUGGACUGAGCUGGAUUUGCUGGAUUUGCUGGCACGCCUAAACUAUCACUGUUCUUAAUUUUGGAAUAAAGGUUUUACUAUCCCCUUAAAGGGAUAUUCCGUGUAAAAUCAAUUUAGAGUUAAACUCACGGUAAGACAGAGUUAGACACCUUUUCUAGAGAUGAAUGUUGCCAACCCGUGCUUCUCCAGUUAUACCAACUUUAGUAACGACCGCAAGAUGGCAAUACACAGAGAAAUAAAGAAACCUCAACCAAAUCGCCACUCUAUAGCCACAAAUAAUGCUCAGAACAGCACCUAACUUCAUCAACAGUACAUAUAGGGUCCAAGCCACUGCACUAGCCCCUAAACAUCAUUUAAACUUUGCCUAAUUUCUUUAGCAAAGAGACUAAACACAACUCACCAACUCUCUUCCAGCAGCCGCUUGUUUGUAGCGAGACAUCAGGCCAGUCCAUUACAGUCUGCUGUGGGAUGACGCAGCUCAAGGGAGCUCAGGCAAAGUUAAAAAGAUGUUUGGUGGCUAGUGCUGUGGCUAGGACCCUAUAUGGUGUGCUUGACCCUAAAUUAAUUUUACACUGGAAUAUCCCUUUAAUGUGUACUUUCCAGGUGUUGCUGGGUGAAGUCAAUGCAGGCCUCAGCACCACCCAGGUGGUGGUUAAGGAGCUGAAGGCCAGUGCAAGUGUCCAGGAUCAGAUGCAGUUCCUGGAGGAGGUGCAGCCUUACCGGUCAGUUCACUAAAACCACCACCAAUGGCAAAAAAAAGGGGGAAAAAAAAGGUCGGAUUAUUUUUACAUGAUGUGUUUUAUUUGUCUCUGCCAGAACCCUCCAGCACCCGGCCCUCCUGCAGUGCCUGGCACAGUGCUCAGAGGUCACUCCUUAUCUGCUGGUCAUGGAGUUCUGUCCUCUGGUGCGAAACACCUUAAUCAUCCCCGGCUGUUUCUUCUCUCCUUCUCAGAAACCUCAUUAUUUCCCUUCUCUGUUAUUAUUGAGUUGUUUAUUCAUAGAUCAGGCCAGAUCCUCUUACUCUUCUCUCCUCUCUCCUCUCAGGGCGAUCUGAAAAGCUACCUGCGCAGCUGUCGGCUGGCUGACUCCGAGACUCCUGACCCGUUGCUCCUCCAGAGAAUGGCCUGUGACAUCGCCUCUGGGCUCCUGCAUCUCCACAAAUACAACUUUAUUCACAGGUACAGCGUGCUCAUCAGCUCGGCUCUGUUUACCUUCAUCAAUAUUGAAAAGUCUAACAGGAAAAAAAAAAAAAAAAAUCCACUUGAAUGUUUUGAGCGUCCCCUGCUGGUCACUUCCUGCAACAACAUCCUGGUGCUGCCUGAGUAGUUGUCACAAACUCCAGCAUCAGUGAUUUUGUUGCCGGGGGCGAGCCCCUCUCGCUCUCCCUAAGGCAUGCGGUGGCUGCCAUGGCAACCGAUCAGUUGCUGCCAGGCAAAAGAGCUUCCUGUUGUGGAGGAGGUGAGAUCGUAGAAACAAAGUGAAGUUUUUUGUGUUUAGUUGUGACCUUGUGUGCACAGAUGUCCUGAUUGUUAUUAUUGUUUGAUUUUUACUAGAUUGCACACACUGUUACAGAGGAGUGUGUUUUUUUAAAUGCAUUUUUAACUUAAUUGCUAAACAUUUGCGGUUAUCAAAGGAAGCUAAAGUUACCUGACUCUAACAGAUGCAAACACAUUUGUAACUACGGCUGCAGCUUUUGUACAUCCGCAUGAGAUUUAAGAUGUGUGGAGGAAGCUCAGCACCACAGCCUACUGACCUUUACAACUGUGAGCGCUGCCCUGCAUCGUAAAUGUUUGUUAUUCCAGCUGAUUCCUCCGUAUCUUUUUGGCAAUCCUGUUGUGGCUUCAGGGGGAAUGUACUCUGAAAUAGGCAUUUAUGAGCGUGGUAAUAAUAGGCAAAAAAAGUUGCCUUCAUACCAGCUUCACCAAAGUCUGAAUAUUUCCCCAGACUUUGCUGCAGCUGUUUUAGGAUUCGUCAUAUCCUGCUAAAAGCUCAAAGCUUUGUUUUGUGAUGGUGUAAAAGAGGCAAAGUGGAUGUUGACAGGCUUGGGGAGCCCUUGAACCCACAAUUGAGAUGAUUGAUUGACAUCUGUCGUAAGCAAUGGUGAUGGCUUUCUUUUAUGAACUUGCUGAGUUAUAGCUUGGUUUUAUUAUUUUAGUAUUUCGUUUUAGGAAGGUGAAAUAAGAGCUGAAGUUUAAAAUUCUCUGCAGUCCCAAAGUCACAAAGCCCCUGGUCAUCCUAGACAUAAAUAGUCGUGUGUUUUUUUUUGAUUCCCUGUCGUACUUUAUAAGAAUAGAGGUGUCCUUUCUUUUGACAGUGACCUAGCCUUGCGAAACUGCCUGUUAACUUCAGAAAUGUCUGUGAAAAUCGGAGACUACGGCCUCUCCCACAGCCGGUACAAGGUCAGACUGUCAUUGGAUAAUGUUGGUUGCUUUUUUUUUUUUACCUUACAGCCCUGUCAUCACUCCUAAUUCUGUCUUUUGCUUCUCUAUAGGAUGACUAUUACAUAACACAAGAUCAGAUUUGGGUCCCUUUACGCUGGAUCGCACCUGAGCUCAUUGACGAGGUCCACGGAAAUCUGCUGGUUGUUGAUCAAACUAAAUCCAGCAACAUAUGGUGAGAUAGUUUAAGAGGAAGAAGCUGGAAAUAUUUCUGUGAGAUUGAGAAAUGAGUCAAUAGAUUUGUUUAGAUGAACUCUGAUUUACUGCAAGAAUAUAAAGUAGGAUUCCCAACUUCAGCUAUUUUUCAUCUCUAAUGCUCGAGCACCAAAAAAGCAUUUGAAGCACAUUACGGAGAAUGUGUUUCACUCGCAUCCAAUAACUCUUCGGAAACUACAGACUGUGUAGAGCAUAACUAUAUUUGUAAUCUCGUGGGGAAUAACUUAAUGAUUUCUUUGCCUCUUUCAGGUCAUUGGGAGUAACUAUGUGGGAGCUGCUUGAGCUGGGAAACCAGCCGUACAGACACUACUCUGACAGACAGGUCCUGACAUACGCGGUGAAGGAACAGCAGCUCAAACUACCCAAACCUCAGCUCCAAUUCCCCCUGGCUGAGCGCUGGUGAGACACAGUUGCACACCCACACACACGGCUGAAUGGCUGUUAUAUAUCCUGACACCACAUAAGACACUUUUUUGACAUUUCUGAGCCUUCAGGCCUCGCUGAGCACUUACACGUCACUGUGCUGUUUUUUUAAAAGUCGGAUUCUGCGUAUGAUGGUGCACCGGUCUACUCUUGCAAUAUUUCUCUUCGCUAGCAAGGGCAGAUGAUCAAUACUCUCCCUCUUCUUUAUGAUCCCCUUGGCAUCGACCAGAGUUGAAUCACCUCAUUCAUCUUCGCCCGGGAAGUCGGCCAAAUAUAGUUUUUUAUUUAUUUAUUUUUCAAAAUUGUUCCCCGCUAAAUUAAACACUCUCGGUACCAGAAACAAGGAGCCGCAUACACACACACGGAUACGCACAUGGAAGGGUUUGAACAAAAUCCUACGUCAGCAUCCAUACCACACCUUUUUCAUCCACUCUAUAGGUCUUUGGCUGGAGACGGAAACAAGAACAAGGUGUUGUUGAAAGUGCUGACCCAGUUAGAUUCUUUUAUACGGUCUUGCUUUGGGUCCAUCAUCAAUUCCUUAGAGGGAUAUUCCGGCGUAAAAUUAAUUCAGGGUAAAACACACCGCAACACCGAGUUAGACACCCCUGAGAGAGAUGGAUGUUGCAGACCGCUUGCUUCUCUAGUUAUACCAACUUGUGUAAUGACCGCAGGAUAGUGAUACACUGCGGUCUGAUAAGCUAUAAACAAACCUCAACCAAAACGCCACUCUAUAACCACAAAUAAUGCUCAGAACAGCACCUAACUUCAUUAACAGUACAUAUAGGGUCACAGCCAUAGUACUAGCCACCAAACAUCUUUUUAGCUUUGCCUAAUUUCUUUAGCAAAGAGACUAAACACAACUCACCUACUCUCUUCCAGCAGCUGCUUGUUUGUAGCGAGACCUCAGGCCAGUUCAUUAAGGACUGUUGCGGGGUGUCGCAGCUCAAGGAAGAACAUUUAUGAUCGUUUCUUUAUCAUUUCAUUGAAGUAAUAAUCACCAGAUUAAUCAUUUUGCACUGCAGACGCAGCAGUUCUUCUGUCUUAGUUUCUUGGUCUGAUUGCAUUUCCAUGAGGAAAUGAUUAUCAAUGUUCUUCCUUGAGCUGAGUCACCCCGCAGCAGACCCUAAAUUAAUUUUACGCCGGAAUAUCCCUUUAAGUGUUGUCUCUUUGCAAAAAGAAGAGUACAUUUAUGAUUAAAAUUUUCAAAGGAGUUUUAAACAUUUGUAACUCAGGUUUAAAACUUUGUAAAUUUUUUUAUAGCCACCAGGCAAAGAGUGGGUUUCAUUCUGUCAUUAAGCAAGGUGUCACAAACUUUUUAGCGGACAACGCCCAAAGUAACAGUGCCAGAAACGUGUCUGCAUAUUCCCUGUAUUCCCUGUUGUCAAUAGUUUUUUUUGCAUCUGAUUGUCUUCUCUUAUCUUUGUCCAGGUAUGAGGUGAUGCAGUUCUGCUGGCUGCAACCUGAGCUGAGACCCAGCAGUGAGGAGGUUCACCUUCUCGUCACAUACUUGUGUGCCAAAGGCUCCAGUGAAGCCGAGGAAGAUUUCGAACAACGCUGGAAUGCCUUGAGACCCAACCUGCUGGGUAGCACUUCACACACAGCCACAUCUACAGCCUUAGUCCUGACCCCUACCCCGGCUUCAGCCGAUCCACCCGGUGCAGACCAAACCCAGGCGGUGGAGCUGGCCUCCUCUGCCUCGUCCUCCUUCCCCCUCCUGGAGCACUUCUCCGACAGCUUCCACUCUGACACUGGGGACGACCUGCUGACUGUUACAGAGACCAGCCAUGGUCUCAACUUUGAGUACAAGUGGGAGCAGGCUAGAAGUGAGCAGCCUUACUGCUCCUCCUCCACCAGUGGGCCUCUGGGCCAGGGGAACCCACAUUAUCAGGAUAUCUACUAUUCAAGUAAAGGCAGCAUCUCCGGGGGGUGCAAGUCCGACAGCCUCACCUCAGGCAGGUCCCCAUCUUAUUAUGAACCUGAACACCCAGGGGUCGUCCCAGUGUUGAGUGCCCACAGCCCUUCAGUCAGCAGUGAGUACUACAUCCGCAUAGAGGAACCGGUAGAGUGUAAUAUCAACUUAGAUGACAGCGUGGUGGACUACAGCCCAGGACUGGAAGCCAGCAGUAGUAGGUUGUCAUCUGAGAGUCGGACCAGUAAACCCAGCGCUUACUGGUCAACGGCUGACAACAUCAAACCCCCUUCCUAUGACUCUGAUUCAAGCCCCACGGUCCACCUAACCAUGGAGCCACUGCUGCGACAUUCAACCGGCACCAGUCCUGUAAAGCUAAGCUACUCCCAAAACUGCUUCUUAUCCAAUCAGGAUGACACAGUCUACUGCGAACAGUCAUCAGCAUACAAAACACGCCGCCAAUCUGAACAGGAAACGUCUCCAGAGUCCAGAUCGAGCCUCCUUCAUCCUGUUGGACUUCUUGAAAACCCGAGAAGUUUAUCGCAAGCAGUUAGCAGCCCCAGCUUAGGGUUCUGUGAUCCCUACCUUGAAGCGAGCACAUGCCGCAGCACGGUAAACGAAAGCUGCCAUAACAUGAUGGGUCCCCUCAGAAAGACAGUUCCCAUUGUGAACCACAUUAGCGUUGAUGUAGAGAUAGACGAUGGCCUGCUGGUGGGCCGGCAGAGAGGUGACGACAUUGAGGAUGACCUUUACUCGGGAGAAGAGGCCACUAACUGGACCUCGAACCAUUCGGCAAACAAUAAUAGCCUCAGUUUUGACAGCAGACAAGCUGUCAGUGGACAUGACAGCUACCUAGACCUUCAAUAUACAAACAAUACAGAGCUGUGGUCUUUGACCAAGGCCACCACCAGGACCUUCCAAAGCUCCCGGUCUGGUGUAACGUUGGAGGGCGAAGGAGGAGACUGCAGUUGUAAUUCUGCGAGUAAUUCCUCUGAAUUAGGUUCAUACAUUCACUUAUGUCACAAAGAAAGGGAGGAAACCGCCACUCAAAAGGAAAGGAAUUUAACCGCAGGGAAUCCAAGAAGUGCAGAUUUAUUUUCAAGCUCAGUUAUUAACACCAGAGGUACAGAGGUUGAGAAAACAGAGGGGGAUUAUGAAAAACAAUUAUUGCAAAAUGCUGAGAGGCCAUAUUCUGAACCUAAAAUGAUACCCGAGGCAAACUAUAAAAAGUCCCCCAACUCUUUCAAGGAGCCUCAAACUGUUCAAACAGGCAACUUGUCCAUCAAGCAGAGAGGUAACAUGUGGGAGGGGGUUUCGACGGGAAUCUCUGUUGGCCUGGGAGACAAAAGGCUAACCUAUCCAGAAACAUCUGAGAGUAGCAGAGUGUUGGACAGUGGACUGGGAGUCAGGGAGUCCAGCAUUAGCCUGGUAGAGCUCGGUGACUACAGCGAGGAUGAUGACGACGACAUCACAGAUAUAACAUCAGGGAUCUUCGCGGACUUCAACUUGGAUUAUGUGGAGGUAGAGGAAGAUGAGCUGAGCCCGUUGAAGAAUCCAAAAGGAACUCCUGACUCUGUAGACACCCUGAACCUGUCCUCAUCCAUGGCAAGCACCUGCGAUCAGGCCUUCAGCCCUGAUCCUUUUAAUACUCCUGUCCUUCCUAAAUCCCUGGACAGUGGCUACGACACCGAAAACAACGAAUCCCCAGAAUUUAUCUUCAAAGAGCUUGGAGAUCCCUUGGGUGGAGAGAGGAGCCCUAGGCUUGGUGGAGAACCUGAACUCGUGCUUCAGAUGGGCUUAGGCCAAGCAGUCUGCACUUCCACAUGCAUCCCAGAGCUACAGCUGAAGAGCCUGACUGAUAAAAACCCGUACCGGGACUCGGCUUACUUCUCUGACUAUGAUACUGAGAACGAGAGAAGUCCUAAAGACGAGGGUGAGAACUUCUAUGCAGGUCCGAGCGACCGGGCUGAGAAACUGAACUCUGUAGGAGGUGAUGAUCUUUUCCAGAGGCAGUUCACCAAUGAGGAACAUUUGACAAACGUGAGACACAUCAAAAGUUCUGUUUUGGUGAAUCUCUCCGAGGCUGACCCCACUUCACCCAAUCCCCUCGCCACACCAGGGCUGUCCAUGUUGUCGCCGUUCCCUCCAGAGAUGGGCGGUUGCCUGACCAAAGAGUCAACCCCCGCUGAUGAUGACGUUAUGUUGGAGCACUCGGGAGAGGAGCCCACUUCAGAUCUAAGCUCCUCUAUAGGGCCUGAAGCCUCCUCUACUGUCCAAGAGGCCUCUGGAAACCACGAGGACGGAAACAGAAAGGAAGAAGACUGCUCUCCCGUCCAGUCUCUGCAUUCUGACUCCACCAUAAACGACUACAGAGAUGAUGCUCAUAAAGAAAAUGAUGUGUCCACAGAGGAGGAGGAGCUGCCUGAAUUCAAUCAUGUCAAGGAGGAGACGGAGGACAGGAGGGAGGGCGUGAGGAUAAACGAGGAGGAUUUCGAGGACAUCGACGCGGAGGAAUGUGACUCACAGGAUAGUUUAUGUGAGGAAUCAAACGGCGGGGCUGAUCUCUCCACUUCCUCGUCAUUGUUGGAGCUGUGCGGGGAGGAUGUGAGAGCUCCGCUGGAGGAGGCGGAGGACGAAGAUGACUCAGAUGACAGCGACUCCGACGAAGAGUUGAGGACCUACAACAUCCAAGACGAGGACAGUGAGGAAAGUGAGGAGGAUUUUAGCGCCGUACCGGUGGUUGUUAGCGAUUGCAGCCGGGCCAGACACCUCCGCAGCCUCCUGAAGAUGCCCACCCUGCUCACGGAGUCCUUCUGUGAAGAGCUGGAGAGGAAGAAGAAAGCUGUGUCCUUUUUUGACGAUGUCACGGUUUUUCUUUUCGACCAGGUGGGUCAAGUUGAAGAGUAAAAGUUGUCUGUUUACACUCCUGCUAUUUUACUCAGUAUGUGAGGAGUAUUUGUGACUAUAUCCUCCAGGAGAGUCCCACAGGAGAGCUCGCUGAGUACGCCUUCUCCACAGGAACAGAGGCCGGUUGCGAGGAGGAGGUCUCAGAGGAGAAAAACUCUGACCAGCUGCAGCCUGACCCUGAGAUUGAAGCCGAGUCCUUAGACGCUCCCUGUGCUCCUGAAGACAUAGAGGGCAACAACUCAGGAGAGGGUCAGUGGCACAAAAAUACUUGAAACAAAUCCGUCAUUUCUUGAUUUGUCCCAUUUUAUUCAUGAUCAGUGUGCCGACUUUGUGCGUUUCCAGGUGAGGGUAACGAAUGGGAAGACGAGCCCUCGCUUAAGUCGUCACCUGACGCCAUCUCCGAACCUGAAUCCUCACCGUCACCCACCCAAAACAGUCCAGAGACUCCAAAACCCACAGCUGUAGCACUCAACAGAUUCAUGGUCUCACGAUUCUCCAUCACACACGUCUCGGACCCUCACACAAGCUCAGCUGCAGGUGUGUAAAAACAGCUCUGACACAGCAGUUUUUCUCUGUUUUUACCUUCUCCUCUUUUUAUAACGAUGAUAGAGAAAAUUAUGAAACAUGCUGACAUAACAUGAAACUGUGAGAGGGGAUGAUUCAGUGUGAUGUCAGUUUUCAACUUCUCAUAAAUGAGUCCUCACCAUCAACUUCUAUGUGCAUAAAAAGUUAACUUCUAUGCUUAUAUUCGGUAUUUUUAAAUCUUCAUGCUUUAUUUUUACCUUUCAUUCAUCUCCAACAGGAAACAGUGAAGAUGGUCCUAAAGACUGAGUGAUCCUGGCCCUGACUGGAGGAGGAUGAAUCCCUUCUCAACACAGAAAAGCAUUAUUAUAAUUAUUAUUAUUAUGAUUAAUAUUAUUGUUAUUAUAUCUAGAUGUUUUACAGAGUUUUAUUUUUAUCAACGUUUUGGGGCAUCCGACCCUGGUGACCCUUUAUGAGACAGUGCCUCAUAUUGUAGUGAAAGACCCUCAAUGAUUUGCACAUUUUUGUUUUUUUUUUUGUUUAUAAUGAAGACAGAGCGACAGCUGUUGGCACGGUAACUAGAUCUGGGACAAAAUGAGAUCACACAAAGUAUAUCCGUUUUAACGUAAAGUAUAUGACGAUAACUUAUUUGCUGAAUGCGACAUCAGUGUCUGUCGGUGACCUUGCGGGUUGUCUCAUUUGUGACGUUUAAGAGUUUAACUGAAAAUAAAAGGAGAUUUAAAAAAAAUAAAUAAAGUGAAACGACAGGCUUCGUAGCUGCUCCUCUCAUGCUGCUUCGGUCCAUCUGCUUACCAUUGACCUGGCAUUUUUAAGAGACUGUUACAUCGUCAGAGCCAGUGAACAGUCCUCCAUGAUUGUUGCAUAAGACACUGUGGUGAAUUUCCAGGACGAAAUGUGACUUUUUAACAAAUUUAGGCAGUGUCUUAAGAGUGUUUUAUUCCCUUAUUCAAGUUGAAUCCAAAUUAUAGUGAUAGUGGGACUCGGUGUGCUGUGUUAAUGGUGUUUCCACUCACUUCUCACCACCACUGACUCUGGUUAAAGAUGACCUAUGAAACAAUGUCUACAGCUAGCGUAUCUAUCUGAAGCACUUUGUAUAGCCAAACUGGGUCUUUGUUUGUAGACGUCAUGGCUUCGUUGCUCGACAUCUCCCCAUCCUGGAAUGACAAAUCCAAACAUGUGAGAUCCCUUAUAUGUGUCCACAGUGCCGGCUACAGUUUCACGUUAAUUUGUGCCAUGAAAUUUAUUAUUUAACAUUUCAUCAGCAAUAGAAUGACACCAAAGGGAUGGCGAGGUGUUUCAUCACAGUCCAGAAGUGUAACGAGCAUAGACUGUAUAUAGAAUGGACGCCGUCUGCCUCCUCGCUGGGUGAAGUCACUCAGAGAACAGCGCCCUCUGUUGAUGGGCUGCAGUAUAGGUCAUAAAUCUGACACAGAACAUAAAUUUUUCUCCCCCCUGCUUGUAAUGUUGACAUGUAGUUACUGUCAGACUGGUUUGUGCUCAAGUCCUCUUUUUUUCUGUGAAGCUCCGUUUUUGAAAGUUAUUAGGGGGUUCGUGUUUGCUAUGAUUGACACCUGAUACAGCCUAUGGGCGUUCAGGGAUUGCGUAGCUCUCCCGGGAGGGAUACGCUGUUUGAGCCGAGCGUCAUUACAGUGACUCUCUGCGACUGCGCGGCGGAAUGCGCACAACGCUAGAUCCCGGAAAUACCGAGAGCUUCUUGGCUUCAAAUCCGUAUACAGGCGGUAGGCGGAACCAGGUUGUCCAUAGUAUAUACAGUCUAUGGUAACGAGUCAUAAAUGUUGAAUGUCAGUAUCAUUUAACGGAUCUUUUCUACGUCUAUGUAUUGUUCAUAAUCUCACACAUAAUGUAUUCGAUUACAUUUGUGCUGGAUGCUGGGGUAUGAUGUGUACAAAGAAAAAAAAAGACAUUCAAAAUACGACAUAUCUCACAUAUUGUAUGAAUGUUUUAUCAACAUGUAGCAGGUAGCUCGACUUGAAUUACUACCGCUGUAAGGACAGCUCUCCUCCCCUUCUCUGCGCUUCUGUAGCUCAAAGUGCCAAUUCUGUUUCCUCUCCCACCUUACCUUUCAUUCACCUUCUUGCACGAGGAGAACACGCUGCGAGUAUUUUUGUACCGUUUGAAAAGAUGCAAUCCAGGAUGACAGUCUCUCAAAUUUGCCAAAGAGAUAUUUCAAAGCCUGUUGGCUAAAAAAAAAAAAAAAAAACAGUGGCAGGUGAGGUGGGCUGUUCUGAGCAGGGGUAGUAACAACAUUGCUGUUCCCAUGUCUCCCCCCUCCUCUCCCCUCCCUCCCUCACUCAUUGCUAUUGUACUAUCCCAAACAAAUAAAUCCAAAUACUUUUUUUCCCCU